AUGACGACCGGUGCGUGGUACAUCUGUGUCGAACGCGCACCCUGUGUCUCUCUCGACAAGGUCGUCGACGACAUGACAGAAGAGCAGCUCCAGCACGUUGCUGCCCAGCUCAAGUCCAUUCUGCGGCAGAUGCACACCGUCAAACCGAAGACGCUCGGGGCGCACGCAUUCACGAGCGUCGGCGAGUUCACCGACUACUUCCGCCGCAUGCUGUUGUAUUUCAGCGCCGAAGACUGGACCGAGCAGCUGCUCUCGCACUUUCCCCGGAACGCCCCCAUCCGGUUCACCCACAGGGACUUGAUCCCGAGGAACAUCAUCGUCGACGGGUCCACGAUCACUGCUGUUGUCGACUGGGCCACGGGGGGCUUCUACCCGGAAUACUGGGAAUACUGCAGGAUGUACAACUCUGACUGGUUGACGCCAGGAUGGACGUGCAUCCUCCAGAUCAUCUACCUGGCCCUCGGCGGGACGCGGAGGUAG
Molecule: messenger RNA, 480 nt
Organism: Heterobasidion irregulare TC 32-1
Lineage: Eukaryota; Fungi; Basidiomycota; Agaricomycetes; Russulales; Bondarzewiaceae
Exons: 2
Coding region: 1-480 (159 amino acids)
Biological process (GO): protein phosphorylation
Molecular function (GO): protein kinase activity; ATP binding
Source: RefSeq, a predicted model, not a curated record